Molecule: messenger RNA, 3921 nt
Organism: Sceloporus undulatus (fence lizard)
Lineage: Eukaryota; Metazoa; Chordata; Lepidosauria; Squamata; Phrynosomatidae
Product: zinc finger protein 665-like
Exons: 2
Coding region: 1-1119 (372 amino acids)
Source: RefSeq, a predicted model, not a curated record
AUGAACUGGUAUUCAGUCUUGUUUGUCCUUGUCUUCUUUAUAGAUCUUGUAUCACAUCAGAGAAUCUACACAGGAAAGAAACAAUACAAAUGCCAGCAGUGUGGGAAAUGUUUUUCUAGGAAGUCAUACCUUAUACCUCAUCAGAGGAUCCACACAGGGGAAAGACCAUACAAAUGCCAGCAGUGUGGGAAAUGUUUUACUCAGCAGUCACACCUAGUGACUCAUCAGCGGGUCCACACAGGAGAGAAAGCAUACAAAUGCCAGGAGUGUGGAAAAUGCUUUGCUCGCAUAGCACACCUUAAAACACAUCAGAGAGUCCAGACAGGAGAGAAACUGUACAAAUGUCAGCAGUGUGGAAAAUGUUUUGCUAAAAGGUCAGUCAUUCUGGCUCAUCAGAGAGUCCACACAGGAGAGAAGCCAUACAAAUGCCAGCUGUGUGGAAAAUGUUUUGCUCGCAAGUCACACCUUGUGAGUCACUUGUUAGUCCACACAAGAGAGAAACAAUACGAAUGCCAGCAGUGUGGAAAAUGUUUUGCUCAGAAGUCAGUCCUUGUGAAUCAUCAGAGAACCCACAGGGGAGAGAAACCAUAUAAAUGCCAGCAGUGUGGGGAAUGUUUUGUUGUCAAGUCAGAGCUUUUGAAGCAUCAGAGAAUCCACACAGGAGAGAAACCAUACAAAUGCCAGCAGUGUGGGAAAUGUUUUGCUUUCAUGUCUGGCAUUGUGAUGCAUCAGAGAGUUCACACAGGAGAGAAGCCAUACAAAUGCCAGCAGUGUGGGAAAUGUUUUGCUCAGAGCUCAGCCCUUGUUACUCAUCAGAGAGUCCACACAGGAGAGAAGCCAUAUAAAUGCCAGGAUUGUGGGAAAUUUUUUGCUGAGACGUCUGCACUUGCAAAACAUCGCAGAAUCCACACAGGAGAGAGACCAUACAAAUGCCAACAGUGUGGAAAAUGCUUUGCUCAGAAGGCACACCUUGAAAUUCACCUGAGAGUCCAUGCAGGAGAGAGACCAUACAAAUGCCAGCCGUGUGGAAAAUGCUUUGCUCAGAAGUCACACCUUUCAAAACAUCAGAGAAUCCACACAGGAGAGAAAUGUAAUCAAGAAUGGGAAUCUGAUCAAUAGUACUGGACUUUAUUUGUUCUGCAUCUCAUCUAGGGAAGAGGAGGAACCAAAUUUUGAGAUGGGGAAUAUGUUGGAAUAAUGUUUCUAUAAACUGUUUGUAAAAUAUUUUGAGUGGCUGGAAUUCCUGAAUCAGAGCACUUGGCAUGCUGCAAAAGCUUUCUAUAGAGAUUGCAUCAUGCUGAGGAGUAGCCAACUCUGUAUACAAGUGCACUGAGAGUCAAAGCACAUGUGGGUUGAUGCUGGUGAAUUGUUAAUGGGUUGGGGUUGGUGUGGGUGUGUUGUGAGGAUCGUUGCUGAAUUAAUGCAGGUGUAUGUUGAGUCAGGAGGGUUUGUAAAUGUUUGUAUGUAUCAGAACUCCAGAUAAAGACUCUCCAAGGACUUGGAAGAAAUCAACUGUGUCUGUGAGUUUGUUUAUGGAAUGUGGUCAGUGUGUUGCCAACACUGUUAAAUUGAAGUAAGCUGCUUCUAAGAGUGUUUACCUUAGAUAGCGCUGUAUGUUGGCUUCUCAAGUGGUCCAGAGAGUUUUCUUUGAUAUUGCUAAUCCAGGGGGUGGAAAGUUGAGAAGAGAGCCAACGGAAUAAUGAGAAUGGUUGUUUAUAGAAUUGGUUGUAGAACUUCAGGAUCUGAAAGAAAAAGAUAUGUGAUAAAAUAGGAGAUAUUAUCAUUAUGACUUUGAAUGUUAUGGAUUGUCAACCACAAUAAAAUAAUAUUGCCCGAAUAUGUUAUUGGAUGAGAAAAAAGUGGAUAUAGUAAUGUUACACGAGACGCAAAACAAAAAGUGAGAAUAUAUUAUUUAAUUACAAGAAAUGGAAAACACUGUUUGAAUCUAGAAGUUCUAAUAAAGCAAGAGAAGUAGCAAUAAUGAUAAGGGAUUAAAUUAAUUUCCAAGUAGAAAAGGUGAAGGAACAUUAUAUAAUGUUAAAACUGUUGUUCUUAGCUGAAUAAAAAUAAACUCUUUCAGAACACGACCUCAUAGCCUGAAAAACCUACACAAACUAUAAAAAUCAAAUUGAUUACUUAAAUAAUACAUUUAAUGGAUUAGAUAGCUUUGCAGAAGGCAAUCUUUAUUUGGGAGGAGACUUUAAUAUUAAUUUCAAAAAAUAUGAAGGGUAGAAAGGGAAAAAUAUUAAUUUGAAGAGAUGGAAUUUAGUAGAUGGGUAUGAAAAAUGUGGAUAUAAGGAAAAUGAAGAGACAUUCUACUCAGGCAGAUAUAAAAAAUACAGUUGAAUUAAUAUUUUGUCAUUUAAAGUAGGAAAUAACACUGGGAUUAGUAUAGUCUAUAGAAAAAAAUUGGAUUUCAUUCAUGCUUCAUUAAUUAUAGCAGUAACAGUAAAACAUUAAAACGCUAAGGGUAACAGGGUUAGGAAAUGGAGAUUUGAUCCAGUUGUAGUAAUGAAAGAAAAAAUAAUCAAGAAAUAAAGAAUUUAAAAAAAUAAAUGCCAGUGGCGUGGUUAGGAAAAGUGUGGUAUGGGAUGCUGUUAAGGUAGUGCUGAGGGGGAAAUUGUCAGGACCACGUUCCACAUUGGCCUGUGAAAAUGACAUGGAUGUGGCCACUAGGAGGAACUGAGCUGAGGUUUCUACAGUUCAAGUGACAGGUGUGCAUGAGUCAGGUUUUGGUGAGCUGUGCACCAUGGGAAGCCUGAUGCAACAUGCAAAGUAGAUGAAGUCAGCCAGCAGUGCAUCAUGGGCAAUGUUAUGAUGCAACAGGUACUGGGUAAGUGGGUAUGAAACCAGCAAGGUUUCAUUGGUGGCUUGACUGUCACAAGACAUCACAGAAGACCACCUAUAUAAGGGAGAAGGUGAUUAUCUCCAUUGUUGGGUUGUAAUGGUUGGUUGGCGAAGUACAUUGUUAGUCUGUAUAGCUGUGAGUAUUCAAGACGGCUGUCUGAUACUCUGUAAAAUCUUUGUAUAUAGUUUAUGCAACAAAGAGUAAAGCCCUCGUGUCGAGUGAACCCUGUUGUCUGAGGUUCGUUCCUUCAAGCCGGGUGCUCAAGGCUGAAGCUUGUGUGGGAGGAAAUCUUUCCUUGCGGCUCGAAGCCUUUGCAUACUUCUCACAGAGAACAACUUCUGGGCGUCCUGCCUACCUGGAUCAACUCUGCAUGUGGUUGUGAUGGACACAGCUCAUCUCUCUACACCCCAACAAAAAUGUAUCACUAUUGGAAUAGGGAUUAAAAAGAAAGAUAUUUAUAUAGAAAGAAAUUAGUAGAGGAAGCAAGAACAUUACAAAUAGAAUAGCUGAAAUGGAAAAAUGAGAAAAUUAAAAAUAAUAUGAUAAAAAAGAAGGAUGUCAGAGGACAUGAAUCAUCUAGUUAGUAAGAAACAUUUAUUUGUUAAAAAUAUAAAUUCCAAACAUGGCAUAUACAAGGGAUGAAAAGAUUAGUUAGGUAUUUGAGAAGAAGUAAGGAGAACAAAAUGAGAAAAGGAAAUAGUGACAGAAGAAGACAAAAAGAAGAGAAAUAUUGGCAAUAUUUUAUGAAAACUUAAACAAAAAGAGGUAGUAAAUUUAAAGGUUUAAAAUCUCUUGGGCCAGAUGGGCUAACUGGUAACGUUAUAAAUAUUUCAUAAAAGAAAUAAGCACUCACUUGUUAAUGUUUUUUUACACUUUCACACUAGAUUCUGCACUAUUCAGGGCCUGUCCAGGAUGAACACACACAAAGGUAAAUGGAUGUUGUAAGACAACUUUUCAGGUUUUCCAAAUCCCAGUAGAAAUCUACUGGGAGGCUGUACAGACCAGCAUUAUACGCCAGCUCCAGGGCAGAGUGGGAGCGAGGCGUCUGCACAACACAUGCCACUACUCUGCCC